AUGAGGAGUUUUUGGGAAAUGACGGUGCGAGAUGCAGGGACGCUGGUGAGCAGGGAGGUGGCUGCACCGGGGUUUGAUGGCACAGGAAAUAGCAGCAGAGGGAGAGGAGCAACGGGGAAGGGAAAGCAGGCGUUUGGAGUGGCUACACUUCGUUCUGAUGCGGUUGAGAUGGAUACAGAUGGGGAGGGAGACGAAGGGGAGAGGCGACUGGGUGUGAGAUUAGACAGUUUGGAAGGAGAAGAGGAGGCAGAACGAGGCGGAAGCGAGAGGAAGGGAGGACGGGAGGGCGUGGGAGAGGAGGAGGAGCGGGUAUGGGGCAAGGCAGGGGUGAAUGCUCGUAAAGAGUGGGUCCCCAAGGGGAGGAAAGCUGCGGGGCUUGCAGGGGAGUCGGGAGGAGCAGGGACUGGCAGUGGGAAAGGGAGGGAUCAGGGGAUUGAAGGUUGUAGCGAGACUGUGAAUGGGGAUGGGGACGGGGACAGGGGCGGGGGAUGCAUUGGGGAGGAUGCAUUGGGAAAGGGCUUGGGUGCGGGAGUGGGGGGCUUACCUGUGCUGACUGUUGGAGGAGCAGACAGCCAGGCGGUUUUCGAGGGUGCUGUUGUGAGUGUUGCUGCCACCCGCAGUGCUGGUACUCGCGGGACGGCAAGGGGGAAAAAGGGAGGGAAGAAGGGGAGUGGUAUGAGGGAAAGGAGGUUGUCUGGAGCAGGAUGGUCGUCGGGAGGAGAAGGACAUGCAAGCAGGGGGGGUGCGUAUGAGAGUGAGAAAGAAGGGGAGAGUGAGGGGUUAGGGACAGGGAAAGGACAACGCAAAAUGGAAGGUGGGGCCUUGGGGCUGCAAUUGCAAGAGGGAGAAGGGGAUGGUGACAGGAACAGGGUGGCGUGUGCUGUGGAAGAAUCAGUGGUGGUAAAAUGCUGGAGAGAGGAUGAAGCUGUGAAUGCAUGUGAGGGAGAUGUGGUUGCCGGGUUACCAGGAUACGAGGAAAUGGAGAGAAUGGCUGAUCAGGGAGUUGGGGAAGGAGCGGGGGAGGGUGGUGAGGGGGAGGGGGAGGGCGAGGGGGAGGGGGAGGGGGAGGGACAGGGGGAAGAAGAGGAGGAGGAGGAGGAGGAGGAGGAGGAGGAAGGGGAAGGGGAGGUUGUGUGUCAUCAGCUGCGGCUGAGUGUGGAAAUGGAGGAGCAAGCGAGAGAGGCGUUGGAGGGGGGAGAGAGCGUGCUGCUGGUUGAUGACGUGUCGGGACAGGCCUAUCAGCUGUUGCCAGCUGUCGUCGUGAAGGGGGUGGGCGUGGAUGGAGGGAGGGAGGUGGGAGAAGGUAGUGAUGAUGAGGAAGAGGAGGAGGAUGGGAAUGAGGGUGAGUGUGUGUGUGAGUGUGAGGAGGUGGAGGAGGAAGCAGGGAAGGAGGGUUUGAAUGAAAGGGGGGAGGCAAGGGUGGUGAAGCAUAUGGAAUGGGAGGAGGAUGGAGGGGACAAUGAUAAAGAAAAGGAGGAAGUGAGGGAAGAGGAACAAGAGGGUGCGCAGGUGGAGGAGGAGGAGAGGAGGAUGGAGGAGGAGGAGAGAGGGGGGAUGGAGGAAGGAGAAUGGGAAAGGAGUGGGGUGAAGGAAGGAGCUGGUGAAGUAGAGGCGUGGGCAGCAGAAUCUGGCGUUGCAGGUGUGAGUGAUAGAGGAGACGAUGGGGCAGGUGGGGCAGCUGAGGCAGGUAGUCCCUAUGUCGGGCGGUCUCUCUCGUCCCUCUCUGGAGACUUGUCUUUUUGUGGGAGCUUGGAGGACGCAGGGACUAUCGGCGACACCAGCGUUGGCACCGAGAGGGGCAGCUGUAGCGUGUAUAGCCGUGGAGGUGGGGAGGGGUAUGGGUUUCCAGAGAGGACGCGAGGGUAUCUGGCAGCAGCAGAGGCAGCGGCAGCAGGGGCAGUGUCUUUUGAGGCGCCUCAAGAGGGAAGCACUGGCGCUGGUAGAUCGCUCUGUUUUAGACAGCAUGAUACUGAUGGUGGGGAUGCAGCAGAGGAUACGGGAGGUGCAGUGGGAGGUACUGUAAGAGUUGGUGUGGGAAGUGGUGUGGCUGGGAGAUUGCCUGCUGCUCCUCGCUCGUCGCCUCGUGAUUGGCUGAGGGAAGCUGGGGACGCAGCAGGAGCCUCAGAGGUAGAGGCAUCAGGAGGUGUAGAAGUGGCAGGGGCAGGGGAGGAAUCCGUGAGCUGUGGUCCUGUGAACAGUGUUGUGAAUGGAGUCUGCUCACCUGCCGAGCCUGGAGCUUCGGGUGAAGGUUCGGCAGAAGGUGAGGAGGUUGGGAACCUGAUUGGAUCGGAGAAUGUGUUGGAGGAGGCUGCCUGUUUGCCACAGGGCGUCUCUUUGACCGAGCAAGGCACUAGGGAGGAGGAUGAUGUUAGGAACGGGGGAAACUCUGGGGAAGAGGAAGACUGUGGACAUAGCAACAGGCAAGCAGUUAGCCCAGUGGUUGAAGGGGGAGCAGCAGCGGGCAGCAGCAACCAUGCAACUCGUGAGGUGCAUCAACAGGCGGUGGCAAGGGCAACGCAGGCGUCACAGCAUAUGUGUCCAGCAGUGGUUUUGCCAUCAGGUUGUGCUGCUGUCGAGGGGGACGCGCUUGCUCCUGUGGGUGGUGCUGCUGUUGCUGUUGUUGCAGGGGGGGACUCAGCUGAGGACUUCAGGGCCCCAUCUUCUUCUUUACCUGCAGCCAUUGUUUUCUCGGCGGCCAAUAUGGGUGGGACUCAACCAUCUUGUGCUGCUGAAUCACCUCAUUCAACGCCCGAUGCAGCACCAGACUCAGCACCUGAUGCUGGAAGCAGCCAGUCAGCAGCUACAGCAGCCGCACACCCUAAUGCCAACCCACCAGCUGAUGCCACUCUGCCUUCACAGCAACCGCUCUCCACCCCUCUCUUUGCAGCAGGGAACAAUGCCGCAGCAACCAUGCACUCUGGUUUCCUUGCACAUCCCCCCAUCACAACUCACUCCAUCGCACCUCCCUCUACCAUGCCUCACUCCAUCGCACCUCCCUCUACCGUGCCUCACUCCAUCGCACCUCCCUCUACUGUGCCUCACACCAUCGCAUCUCCCUCUAUUGCACCUCACACCAUUGUACCUCUCUCCAUCGCACCUCACAUCGUCACAUCUUCCCCCGUCGCACGUCCCCCUGUCGCACCUUCCCCUGUCGCACCUCCCCCUGUCGCACCUCCCCCUGUCGCACCUCCCCCUAUCGCACAUCCUUUACUCCCGUCAACACUCUCCAUGCCCAGUCCCUCUUCCAUUGGCGAAGCAGCAGCAGCAGGCACAACAGCAGAAACAUCAGCAGGAGCUUUCCACCCAUUCGUACUUUCCAACGCAGAUGUGCCACAGCCACAGCCACAGGCCAACCUCACAACCGUAUUUACAGCCUGCCUUACAGCCGGCUUUACAAACGACAGCACAGCAGCAAUCCGUAAGCAUACAGCUCCUCCCCCCUUUGGGCCAGGAGCAUUUGCAUUCCACACCCUCCAAUCCAUUUGA
Molecule: messenger RNA, 3486 nt
Organism: Closterium sp. Yama58-4
Lineage: Eukaryota; Viridiplantae; Streptophyta; Zygnematophyceae; Desmidiales; Closteriaceae
Source: the annotation of a GenBank genome assembly